Molecule: messenger RNA, 1640 nt
Organism: Corvus hawaiiensis (hawaiian crow)
Lineage: Eukaryota; Metazoa; Chordata; Aves; Passeriformes; Corvidae
Gene: SIRT2
Product: sirtuin 2
Exons: 15
Coding region: 16-1626 (536 amino acids)
Molecular function (GO): NAD+ binding
Source: RefSeq, a predicted model, not a curated record
GGGUGGGCGCGGCGCAUGCCGGGAAGAGCGGCGCGCUCCGCCAAUCGGCGCCCGCGGCUGUGGUCGCUCCGCCAAUCGCGACCCGCGGCUGGGGCCGCUCCGCCAAUCGGCACCCGCGGCUGGGGCCGCUCCGCCAAUCGCGGCCCGCGGCUGGGGCUGCUCCUCCAAUCGGCGCGGCGGGCGCGGGGCACGCCGGGAGGUGCUGCGGCCGCGGGCAGGCCGCGCCCAUGGCGGACCCGGACAGCGCCGAGGGCGGCGGGGCCGGGACGGGCCCGGGGGGCGGGGCUCCCUCUCCUUCGGCCCCCGUCGGUGACCCCCCCACUGUCCCCGCAGUUCCCGGUGCCCACGAGGAGGAGGCGGAGCAGGACGCUGAGCCUCCGGCCUCGGACCCCGAGCCGGGCGCUUCGGCCGACGCUGACAGUGGUGGAGCUGCUGCGGACGCUCCUGUCCCGGACCUUGGGGCUCGGCGGGGACAAACCGGAGCCGGUGCUGGACGAGCUGAGCCUGCAGGGCGUGAGCCGCUUCCUGAAGAGCGACCGCUGUAAGAACGUCGUGUGCAUGGUGGGCGCUGGCAUUUCCACCUCCGCCGGGAUCCCGGAUUUCCGCUCCCCCGGCACCGGGCUGUACUCCAACCUGCAGAGCUACAACCUCCCCUAUCCCGAGGCCAUCUUCGAGAUCGGUUUCUUCAAGAAACACCCAGAGCCCUUUUUCGCCCUCGCCCGUGAGCUCUACCCAGGGCAGUUCAAGCCCACAGUGUGUCACUACUUCAUGCGGCUGCUGCAGGACAAAGGGCUCUUGCUGCGCUGCUACACCCAGAACAUCGACACUCUGGAGAGGGUGGCGGGGCUGGACCCGGAGCUGCUGGUGGAGGCUCACGGCACCUUCUUCACGUCCCACUGCCUGCGGCCCUCGUGCCGCCAGCCCUACGGCCUGGCCUGGAUGAGGGAGCGGAUUUUUUCCUCCCUCGUUCCAAAAUGUGAGAAAUGCCAGGGGCUGGUGAAACCUGACAUUGUGUUUUUUGGGGAGAACCUCCCCUCACGCUUCUUCGCCCUCCUGGAGUCGGACUUUAAAAAAGUCGACUUGCUGCUCAUCAUGGGCACCUCGCUGCAGGUGCAGCCCUUCGCCUCCCUCAUCAGCAGGGUCCCCACUAACACCCCAAGACUCCUGAUCAACAAGGAGAAGACAGGGCAGAGUGAUCCCCUGAUGUCCCUGAUGGGCUUUGGCGGGAUGGACUUUGACUCAGACAAGGCCUACAGGGACGUGGCCUGGCUGGGGGACUGUGACAGCGGGUGCCUGGCUCUGGCUGAACUGUUAGGCUGGAAGGAGGACCUCGAGGAGCUGGUGCGGAGGGAACACGCGGCCAUUGACGCCAAGGGGGAGGACAAGGACGGGGCGGACCCCCAAAAGCACUGGGGGGACAAGGAUGAGGGGGACCCCAAAAAGAGCCUGGGGGACAAGGUGAAGACUCAAAGGGAUCCCGAAAAGAGCCUGGGGAACAAGGAAAAAGCUCAAAGUGACCCCAAGAAGAGCCUGGGGGAGAAGGCCAAGGCUCAAAAUGACCCUGAAAAGCCCUGGGAGGGCAGCAAGGACCCUCCCCAUAGCAUGGGGGGGGCAACCCAAAAUUAAAUGGUAACAGAGGA